Messenger RNA from Linum trigynum, 2149 nucleotides. NCBI's taxonomy places the organism in Eukaryota, Viridiplantae, Streptophyta, Magnoliopsida, Malpighiales, Linaceae. The record is from the annotation of a GenBank genome assembly.
UGAACUCUUCUAUUCCACCGUUCCCACUCCCCAUCCCAAGUCCCAACUCUCCCAGUGAGUCAACAAACGCGCCAGCUCGCCCUUCUUGUUCCAUUCUUUUCUAUUGCUCUUCAUGCGAAGAGGCAAAGCCGCAAUCUUUUCAGAAUCAAAACCCAGAAAGAACGAACAAAGGGGAAACGACAAGCCCAAGACAAAGGGUAAAGGAACCUUCAACUUCGGUAUUUCGAAUUACUGCCAGUAAGUUAAGGUAUUUAAGCUCGCUCUCCCUGUUUCUCUUCUGGGUUUUGGAUAACUUGCGGGUUUUCUAUUGCUUCUAGCGCCAAAUUUCCCACCUUUGUGUCUGGCGAUUGUCUUGGCAUUCUAAAAUUGGAUAGUUUCUUUGUUUUUCGAGUUGUUCUGAAGACGAGUUUUUCUUUCGAGAGGUUUCUUCUGUAGAUAGUAUCCUCACCAAAAGGGGUAUAUACAGACUGCGUCCGAGUGCUUUUUAAUCGAUUCUCCUUCUGCUAUUGUAGCUCAAGAAUCUGGCAAUCCAGUUCGUAGUGGGGCCCUUCAGCUGACUUGUAAGCAAGGUGAGCACUCCAGGUUGCCCUAUGCUUUUUAUUUAAUGAAAAUGUGGUUUCAUCGGUUGUCCGGUUUUGAUUACUAAGCUUUGCUAUAUACUUGGAGUAUUGGUUAAGUUGAUGUUCUUGUUUACAGUAUUCUAAUAUGGGAAGUUUUGGCGUUUCUCUCGUAUUGUUUUCUCUUGAUUGAGGCUCGUAAGUGUAUUUGUUGUUGAGGGGAGUUUAACUUUUGUCUCGAAGCAACACCGUUGGUGACAGAUUCUGGGGUUCUGAGUUUCAUAUAGCCAUAUAAUCGACCCCAUGAUUCUGGUAUUCUGAAUGUCUUAUAAUUUUGCUAGUUUUUUUAUAUGCUUAUUCCUCUCUGUGUGAGAGAGUUGUGAGUUUGUUACCACUUCAAAUUGUCUUGGUUCUUACCUGAGUAGACUUGAAGGAGCUUCUUGGGUUACUCUGGUGAUAACAUUCUUCUCCUGUUAAGUGAUACCGGUAUGCGUUCUGCAGUCCUUAGUGGAGGUCUUUGUGAAAUGAUCUUUUAUUUUGAAAUGCAAGGAUAUGAAUUUGUUCUGAAUUCUCGACAGUGAAGCUCCAUGUGUCCUGACAUAGAAAACUGUUGGAUGAUUUGUGUGACACAGGGCCAUUUCCUACUGCACAUUCCCUCGGCAGAAGCAGGGCAGGGAAGAGAAGUGAACCACCUCUUGUUAAUUUUUAGGCAUAUGGAUCGAGUGCACGGGAAGGAUUUGGUGGACGAUAAAAGAGGCGAGUAUGUGCACAUAAGAGAUCCCGAGGACCCUGAACUGGAAAUAUUCGACAAGCCCCUUCCUUUUUGUGGCUGUGGAAUCGGAUGGUUUUCUUUCUUGCUUGGAUUUGUCUUCCCAUUGCUGUGGUACGCAUCAACAAUCCUCUACUUUGGGAGCUACUAUCACAAGGAUCCAAGGGAGAGAUCAGGUCUCGCUGCAUGCGCAAUAGCUGCUCUGGUAUGCACGAUAGCAGUGGCGAUAGCUUUACUAGUUAUUUUGUUGUGAAUCAAUGCUGGUAAAGAUCAAACCUUUCUCUCUGCAUUCACCUACUGGAAUACAAUGACGGUGACUGAAAAUGUGUUAGGUAGCUGUUGAUGGGAUUUAGAAUAGGACUGCUGGCUCUAUCCUACGUAUCAAGUUUACUGUACAUAACCUUGGAGGUUAUAGGGUUGGAGGAUGAUUGUGUAGCUGUUACUUACCCAUGUGAGGGAAUUGUGAGAAUUCUAAUUGACAGUCUGUUCGUUCUGUGUUUAACUGCAUGCUAUUGUCGUUUCACCUGACGCUAAUCUCGUGUAGUUUCUUCGGCAGUAAUGUUUAAACCGAAUGUCUUGCUGUUGUGAAGUAUUGUAAUAACUUCCCUUCUUCCUGUAGUGUUGUGGAUGAAAUGAGGAAAGCUGGCUAUUAGUAAUAGAGAAGGGAAUUAAUAUUUGUGAAGAUGUAUAUAUUUAACAGCUUGCUAGAUAACACAGAUUGAUCUUUCUUCUCAAUCCUUGAUUGUUUUAUAGAGAUUCUCAUUCCUGGUUACUUGAGCUAAAAGUGUUGGAAAUAAAUCACAAAUGAAGUUUUAAUAAAAAU